Molecule: messenger RNA, 3519 nt
Organism: Exserohilum turcica Et28A
Lineage: Eukaryota; Fungi; Ascomycota; Dothideomycetes; Pleosporales; Pleosporaceae
Exons: 4
Coding region: 1-3519 (1172 amino acids)
Biological process (GO): protein autophosphorylation; phosphorelay signal transduction system
Molecular function (GO): phosphorelay sensor kinase activity; histidine phosphotransfer kinase activity
Source: RefSeq, a predicted model, not a curated record
AUGAUUCUCGGCGCCGGCCCCAAGCAAAAGAGAAGAAGGAUGGAAAAGUUUAAUUCGCAUGCGUUGCUGCCAGGCGUCCUGGGCGAGGGCAGCGCGUCGGCGGUUGAGUGCAGGCCGUGUUUGCAUAGGGGCCAGAGCGGAAGGCGCGACCGGGGUAGCGCUGCAAAUCGUGCAGGAGCGACGGGCAGCCGAGAGUGUCUAGACUGUUCCAGCAGCCGCGUCGUGCCCCCUCCCCCCCCCUCCUCUCCCACUCCUCCCCCCCCCCCCACCGUGCCGCUGAGACCCAAGCCCGAGCCUGCCAGGGCCCCUCGAAGCACAACCUGCCCGCCGCCUAUCACACACGCACAAGCAGACGACUGCCAGCCCACCGCGACGAGCCUCUUGGAGCGCCUCUGCAACCCCGGCUAUGCCCAUGCCCCGUGCAAACGGCGUCCCUCCCAGCUAUGGCGCCGUCCAGAUGCGGCCGUGAUCGCCUCCGCGGCCUCGACGUCGCCCUUCACAGCCGCCGCCGCCGCUACUGCCAUGACGGCGAAGGCUACUGCUGCUACUACCGAUAACAGGCGCACCCAGAGCGGGCCUCGAGGGACACGCCUGCCACACCAACCAUAUCGCUGCCGGCCUGCCUGCCUGCUGCUGCUGCUGUUCGCUGGCCCGCCAUCCCUCGCCUUUCUUCUCGCUGACCCGCCCACGACGCCAUCCUCCCUGCUGCCCUUCCCACCCCCGUAUCACGCUGCUGCUGCUGCUGCCGCCCCCGCCGCCGCUGCUACUGCUACUGCUCCGUCGGUUACUAAUCCCUUCCUGAAUGCGUCUGCUGCAGCCUCUGUGCUCCUCUCUGCUAGCCAAGCUCUGCACCACUGUUGGCCGUCCACGCUGCUCGUGCCGCCUUACCCACUUCUGACCGUGUCUGACCAAUACCCCGGCGCCCAUCCUGGACACCCGUUCCGAGGCCAGCCUGGCCACGCGGGCUUCAAGGACGGACUGUCGCGCAUCUUUGAUCCCGCUGAGAGCAACGCUGCCGAGCAGCUCGUCCGCCUCAAGGAGUCCCUCCGGCAAGCCGACACUGACACCUUCUGGAUCGACCUCACCCAGGGCCUUGCCCAGAUUGCCGAUGCCCAGUAUGCUUUUGUCUCCAAGCGCAUUCUCGUCGACGACAAGAACAUUGCCGUCGAGUUGCCCCCCAUAGGAGAGCCCGGCGCCUGCCUCAUGGGCGAAGCCUUCUACAUCAACGACGACAACGGCAACGGCCCGGGCCACCUGCGGAACUUCAAGUACCAUGCCUACCAGUGCCCCUGUGCCUACAUGAAGCACGACAAGGUCUUCAUCAUACCCGAAAAGCUCAACGACUUCAUCAUCAACAACCCAAACGACCUGAUUAUUCCCGGAGAGGCCUACCUGGGAAUCCCGCUGUUUGCCGAGGGCAAGUGUUUUGCCCACUUUGGUGUCAUGUGGGGAAAAGAGGGGGCAGAGCGACGUGUGCUGAGCUGGGGCUUUCUGGAGAUGAUGAUGCACAGUCUCGAGGACAUGAUUUUGGAGCGCGUGCUCGAAGGCAACCAGUUCGCCGAAUCCGCAGAGCCUGUCGAGGCCCAAGUCCCCAAGAUCGUGCCACACAGGGCUGUCACGGUUGCUCAGUCGCUCAAGCCCUACGCCAGAAGCCUCUCUCACGAACUGAGAACCCCAAUGCAAGGUGUCGUUGGUAUGCUCGACGUCAUGAUGGCAAACGUCAAGGAGGCGUCCGAGUCUUUCCAGCUGGAUCCACGCACCCGCGAGAUACUUUGCACGCUCAAGGAAAACAUUGAGGCUGUUCAAGACAGCUCAAGACGCGCAGUCGAGGCAGCCGACAAUGUGGUCCAUGCUUACGACAUGAAUAUGGGUGUUCCUGAGACCCCACAAUCGCCGAUAGACAAGACGCCUGACCAAUGGAAUACGUUCUGGCGAGAGGUGCGACCUGAUCUUAUGAUUGCUGACAAUAGCCUGCAUGCACCCCUCCGUGGAAUCAAGAGAAGGAGACAGGAGGUGCCUGGGGCAGAGUAUGCUUUGAAGGCGCGAGUGGCAAAGCAGGCUCGCCAGCGUGUUCGACCAAGCCCGGUGGGAGAGCCUGUUCCUCGUGGCACCAAGUCCUGUCCCCCAAACCCAAGCUCUACGGAAAUGGAACAAAUGGACCGUGCCUGCUCCCACACGCCUUCGUUGGGCAAGUGUGACUCGGCCACCUCGCCCAUCUUCGCCUCGGAGCACUCUACCGUACCUGGACUGCGACAUACAAACCUCCGAGAAGUUCUGCAGUACGUAAUCAACGACGCUCUCAAAGUAGGAGGAAGACCAGAUUCUGCCGUUGCCGAGGCGAUGGAUACAGGAGAACGCAUCGAAGUGCGGACACGCAGCUCGAAUGGAGCUACACACACCAAAUGGAUAGAGUGGACUGUUUCCUCCGACGUGCCGGACACGAUCGUCAUUGAUGAACGAGACCUGGCCAAGAUGGUGUCUUGCGUAGCCUUGAAUGCCAUCAAGUUCACCCAGGACGGGUCCAUUACGCUCCAGGCCACGCUUAGCGCCAAAUGCCGCUACAUCGUCAUCAACAUCAAGGACACUGGCUCUGGCAUCCCGGCAGCCUUUCUGCCCAAUCUUUUUAAGCCUUUUUCAAGAGAAGACGACUCGAUGACAAGACAGAGCGAGGGGCUGGGCCUUGGACUCAUGGUUGCCAAAGGCAUUGCAAGGAAGCUCGGCGGUGACUUAUUCUGCCUCCGUUCACAUGUCUCUGGACCAGCAAGAGGGUCCGAGUUUGAAAUGCGGGUUCCUCUUACACCAGGGGAGAUCUGCAGCCGUCCCGCGACACCCUUUGGAUCGCCUACCCCCUCUAUCAAAUCUCGCAUGUCUCUCGACCCCGAGGUACCCCGCUUGGAUCUCAACCGUGGCCUCGUGACGCCUCCGCUCAACUCGGACCCCUUCAAAAGCGAAUGCGAGCGCCCAGCACCAAGCACGCCUGCCAUUGUUGUCGACGAUGCAAGCCCGCCAACCAAUGUAGGCCUUGCCACCCCUCGCCGCACCUCAUCGCCUCCACGACGUACUGCUGCCCGUGCCCUGCCUUCGGCCAAGGAAGCGAUUCCAUCGAAUCUCGGUCAUCAACUUCCUCUCAAUAUUCUGGUUGUGGACGACAAUGCCAUAAACAGGCGCGUUCUCGUAAGCAUGCUUGGCAGGCUGGGCUACAAGAACAUCAUCACAGCAUUCAAUGGCAAUGACGCCGUUGACACUGUUCGCCGCAACGCGCUCGGGCCUCCAGAAGCAGUAUUCGAUGUUGUUCUCAUGGACCUGUGGAUGCCAUUACUAGAUGGGUUUCAAGCCACGCAGGUGAUACUGUCAAUGCCAGAACUUGAAACCAAGCCUACGGUGCUUGCCGUCAGUGCAGAUAUUACCGACGCUGCUCUCGACAAAGCAGUCAAGAGUGGCAUGAAAGGAUUCGUCACCAAGCCCUUUGUCACACGCGACAUUGCCCGACUGCUUCGGACGUACUGCACGAUUGCAUAA